AUGACCUAUUUCAGUACGGAAGUACAGAGCCAACGGAAUGCACAACAGGAGCGUGAGGCAAGGGAUGGGAGGAGACGGGACCUGAUUGCUCCAAGGCAGGACGUCGUUGAGGAGGAUUCGGCCAGUGAGUCCAGUGAGUCCGAGCUGACGACAGGUGAAGGUGGCAGCGAUGAUGAAGAGGACGACGACGAUGAUGACGAUUGUGGCGCAGAUGGUGUGAAGGACGGUGGCGGUCAGAAACCUAGUGAAGGCGGAGGCGGUGAAAGAGAAUUGUCUGGAAAGCAGCAGCAGCAGCAGCAGCAGCAGCAGCAGCACCAGCAGCAGAAUGACUACCCUACUCGCAACACGUCUGCCAGCAAGCAUCAUCCACAAUCCGCAGUGACGGAGCGCUACACAGCUGACAUCAUCCCUAUAGCGCCACACAGCCGACAUCAUCCCUAG
Molecule: messenger RNA, 441 nt
Organism: Sycon ciliatum
Lineage: Eukaryota; Metazoa; Porifera; Calcarea; Leucosolenida; Sycettidae
Exons: 3
Coding region: 1-441 (146 amino acids)
Source: RefSeq, a predicted model, not a curated record